CAGAAAAGAAUUAUCAUAUCACUGAACAAGAGGCUUUAGCAGUAGUAUGGGCAGUUAAAUAUUUUAGGAGGUAUUUAGAGGAUAACACAUUCACUAUAUAUACUGACCACUCAGCAUUACAGUGGCUGUUAAAUCAACCUACUAAAGAAAAGGAUAGUAAAAGGAUUAUUCGUUGGAAAAUUCUGUUACAACAAUUUCAAUUUGAAGUAAAAUAUCACAAAGGAAAGGCAAACGCAAACGCUGAUACUCUCUCCAGGAUUAACGAAUUACAGGCACCAAACACAUUACAAAUAUCAACACUAGUAGUAGAUCAUGGAUAA
Molecule: messenger RNA, 320 nt
Organism: Funneliformis mosseae
Lineage: Eukaryota; Fungi; Glomeromycota; Glomeromycetes; Glomerales; Glomeraceae
Source: the annotation of a GenBank genome assembly